Messenger RNA from Taeniopygia guttata (zebra finch), 5021 nucleotides. Lineage: Eukaryota; Metazoa; Chordata; Aves; Passeriformes; Estrildidae. The record is from RefSeq and is a predicted model, not a curated record.
GCAGGUGACACCGGAGGAGGUGUAGGUGACACCGGGCAGGGCGCUGGUGACACCGGAGGAGAUGCCGGUGACACCGGAGGAGGUGCAGGUGACACCGGAGACAGUCGUGGUGGCACGGGAGAGGGCACCGGUGACACCGGGAGGGGAUCUAGGGGCACGCAGAGGUCGCUGGUGACACGGGACAGGGUCCGGUGACACGCAGAGGAGCCUGGGGACACCGGGGAUGGCUCUGGGGACACUUGAGGGGAUCCUGAGGUUGUGGAACAGGGUUCCAGUGUCCCUUUAUGGGGUCCCGGUGUCCCUUUAUGGGGUCCCGGUGUCCCUUUAUGGGGUCCCAGUGUCCCUUUAUGGGCUCCUGGUGUCCCUUUAUGGGGUCCCAUCCUGUGGGAUCCCCUCAGAAAACCCUUCCCGACCUUUCAGGGCGGCGCAACUUCCGCCUGUUAUCCCUUCAAUAAUUUGGGGGAAAUCCGGGUGGGUUUUUGGAGCCUCUUCUCAAAGCCAGAGGAUCCCAAAUUCAAGGGAUCCGAAAUCCAGGAGGUUUUGUCCCUUUUUUUUUCGGGUUUCUGGGACGGCUCCGGGCCUUCCCAGAGCGGGCAGACCUGUUUGGGAUCCGAAUUCCCUUUCCCCGGGCAGCAUUUGGGGUUUCGCCCUUGCCCUGCGGCUCUUUGGGAUCAGGGAGGGAAUUCCCGGGGGAAUGAAUGUGUGGGACUGAACCCGGGGCGAAUUCCUCAGGGUGGGGAAUUCUGGGGUGAAAUCCGGGGCGGAAUCCAGGGCAAACCAAAUCCUGCAGGGAUUUCAGUGUCCAGGGAAUGGGAUCAUGCCGGGUUAUCCCAAAGGAAUGGGAUCAUGCCGGGUUAUCCCAAAGGAAUAGGAUCAUUCCCCGUUAUCCCGAGGAAUGGGAUCAUUCCCCAUUCCCGGUUAUCCCGAGGCUUUUCCGCCCUCGGGAAUUGCAUCCCGAGGGCUCCGGUUCCAAGGGGUCAAUUUCCCUGGAAACCGUCACCGGAUCCCGGCGGCGACGCGCUGGGAACGGGAUCGGGAUUCCCCGGGAGCGGCUGGAAUGGGAUUUCCCAGGAUUUGGGGUCGAUGGUUAACACGAGAACUCUGCCCCAGGUUGGGCUGGAAUUCCUGGAAUUCGGCUCCGGAGGGAGCAGCGCCUGAGGGAUGAUCCCAAUCCCAAAUAUUGCUGAUCCGAAAUGUUCUUGUCCCGAUCCCAAAUGGAAAUCCCUCUCCCGACCCUCUUCCCAGGUCUUCCCUUGAUCCCGGAAUUCCCAUCAGGAUCGCUCCCGGCCCCACCCUGGCCUCUGCCCCGCCGCCCUUUGGCCACCUGGAAAAAUUCCCGAUUUUCCACCGGCGCUCCCUGCUCAGCCCCCGGUUCAGGCCAUGGCGGAGCAGCCGCUGGACCACGGCGUCCAGAUCCGCUUCAUCAGCGACCUCCGCGAGCCGCGGCGCCCCCCGCGCCCCUCGCGGGCCCGCGGCGGCUCCUACGGCGUGGCCGUGCGGGUCCAGGGCAUCGCCGGGCAGCCCUUCGUGGUCCUCAACAGCGGCGACAACGGCGGCGACAGCUUCGGCGUGCAGAUCAAAGGGGGACAGCCCGAAACGCCCCCAAAUCCCCCCAAAACCCGGGUCCCGGGCGGCUCCGAGGAGGAGGGGGGCGGUGAGGGGGAAUUUUGGGAUGGGGGAAUACGGGGGGCGCCCGGAUUUGCAGAGCGGGAAGGUUCAUGGGGGUCCCGGGGGGGCACCAAGUUUUUAGAUGAGGAAGGUGCAGUGGGGUCCCGGGAGGUCCCCAAAUCCUGGGAUGAGGAGCUAAGGAAGGUCCCCAAAUCCUCGGAGCAGGAAAUUCCAGGGGGGUCCCGGGGGGUCCCAAAAUCCUCAUGGGAUGAGGAAACUUCGGGGCGAUCUCGGGGGAUCCCGAAAUUCUCGGAUCAGGACCAGGGAAGAUCCCGAGAUGUCCCAAAAUCCUCGGAUCAGCAGCCGAAAAUCCCCAAAUCCUCGGAGGAGCUGCGCCGAUCCCAAUCCCACGGGGACCUCAGCGCGCCUUUCCCCAAAAGCGGGGCAAAAUUGGGUAAAAAGGAUGCGGAAAUUCCCAAAAUUCCUGGGGAUGUGGACACGGAGCCGCUUCGCUCCGUGGAUUCCCUGAUCACGAAAUUCGACGGGAAUUUGCCCCGCGGGCGAGCGUCGCGGAGGUUCCGUGGCCCCGGGGCGGCUCCGAGGAAACGCUCGCAGAGUUUGGAUACGCGGAAUUCCCGGGAAUCCGCCUCGAUCCCGCCCCAAAUUCCCCAAAUUCCCGGCGGGUUUGCGGGCAUGGAGGAGCAGAGCGUGGAGAUGCAGCUGAAAUCCACCCCGGACCUGCUGCGGGAUCAGCGGGAACUGGGGAGCAGUGAAAACCCCACCGAGCUCAUCUACAACAUCCUAAAAGAGGGGAGCUCUGAGAGUGAAAUUUCCCUGAAAAGGAAAACCUCGAGGCUGCUGGGAAAAUUCCAGGAGCUGGCGAGUUCCGUGGGGGCUCCGGACUCGCCCCAAUCCCAAAUCCUGCAGGAGGCCCUGGACAGGAAAUCCCAGGAGCUGCAGCGGAGCCAGGCCCAGCUGAGCGAGCUGAAAGCUGCCAAGGAGGCACUGGAGGCGCGGCUGGGCCACCUCGAGGGGCAGCUGCUGGCCACGGACCCCAAAAGUGACCCCGAAGCACAGGACCUCUACCAGGAGCUGCAGGAGUGCCGGGAGCAGCUGCAGGAGGCGCUGGGCUCGCGACGGCGCCAGGAGCGGGAGCUGCAGGCGCUCAAGGGGGCCCUGAAGGCCGAGGUGGCUGCGCACGAUUCCGACCUGGAGCGGCUCCGGGGCGAGAUGGAGGCGAUCCGGGCGGAAACAGAGCGGGUGUCGGAGGAGAAAUCCAGCCUGGAGCAGGAACGGGAAAAUUUGGGAAUGCAGCUCCGGAAUCUGCGGCGGGAGCUGGAGGAGAGCACAGAGGAGACGGAGCAGUGGCGGGAAAUGUUCCAGAAAAACAAGGAAGAGCUCCGGAAUUCCAAGCAGGAGCUGCUGCAGGUGCGGCUGGAGCGGGAGGAGUUGGAGGAGGAGCUCCGGGAGCUCCGGGAGCGAUUCCAGGCAGCGCGGGAGGAUCGAGAUCGGGCUCAGAGCAACCCCCAGGAGCUGGAAAAGCUCCGGAAGGAGCUGGAGCAGGGCCGGAAAGACAUGGAAAAGCUUCGGGGGGAGCGGGACGAGGCUGCCCAGGCCCAGAUUUCCCUUGGAUCGGCACUGGAGGCAUCAGAGGAGGCACGGAAAGUUCUGGAAUCGCAGCUGGAGGAAUCCCAGGAAGAGCGGGAAAACUGGGAACGGCUCCGGGAGAAAGUGGACGAACUGGAGGCGGAGCGCGCGGCGCUGGCCGAUUCCCUGGGCUCCAGCGCGGAGCGGGAGCGGGAGCUGCGGCGCUGCCGCGAUUCCCUGGAGUCGCGCCUGGAGCGGGCCCAGCAGGAGCUGCGGGAUUUGGGAUCCGCGCUGGGCCAGGAGCGGCUGCGGCGGGAGCGGCUCAGCCAGGAGCUGGAGCAGAUGACAGCGGAAUCCCAGAGCUCCCUGGCCUCACUGAGAUCCCAACUGGAAGAAUUCCAGGAAAAAUCCCGCCGGGAACUCACGGAUUCCCAAAAAAUUGCCCGAGACCGCGAGACCGAGGCAGAAAAAUUCCAACAGGACAUUGGGAAGCUCCAGGAUGAGAUUUCCCAGCUGAAGGAGACGAUCCAGGAAAACCGGGAAGAGCGGGAUCGGAUCCUGCUGGACAAGGAGCUGCUGCUCCAGAGGCUCCAGGAGCUGGAGCAGGAUCUGGAGAACCGGAAAAGAUCCCAGGAGGAGCGAGCCAGGCAUUCCAAGGCACUGGAGGAAAAAUCCAAGCGUUUGGAAUUGGAGCUGGAUGAGGAGCGGAGCUCGGUGGAGCUGCUGAGUGAGAGGGUGACCCGGAGCCGGGACCAGAUUGAGCAGCUGCGGGCGGAGCUGCUCCAGGAACGUUCGAGUCGCCAGGACCUGGAAUGUGACAAAUCGUCCCUGGAGCGCCAGAACAGGGAGCUGAAGAACCGGCUGGCCGCUUCCGAGGGGCAGCAGCGACCCGGGAACAGCCGGAAUUCCCAGCUGGAAUCGCAGCUGGAAGAGCUCCGGGAGCAGCUCCAGGCUGAGGAGAGGGAAAAGAGCGUCCUGCUCUCGUCCAACCGGAAGCUGGAGCGGAAAAUUAAGGAAUUGUCGCUGCAGCUGGACGAGGAGCGGCAGAGCAGCAGCAGCCACAGGGACCAGCUGAGCCUUCGGGUAAAGGCCCUGAAGCGCCAGGUGGAUGAAUCUGAGGAGGAAAUCGAGCGCUUGGAAAACGCCCGGAAAAAAUCCCAGCGGGAGCUGGAGGAGCAGCAGGAGCUCAACGAGCAGCUCCAGCGGCGCCUGAAAUCCAUGGAAAAGGAGGCCUGGCGCCGCGCCGUGGACUCGGCGCUGCAGGACGAGCGGCUGAGCUCGGAUGAGGAAUUCGGCUCCGCGGCCAUCGCCUCCCUCCUGAGCGAGGCCAACCUGCAGGCCAGCUCCUGCUGAGCCAGGAAUCCGGGAAUGCCAGGAAUCCGGGAAUGCUGGGAAUGCCGGAGUCAUCACUGAGGCCGGGAUUGGUUCCAGGAUUGGUCGUCCGGGGAUCAGCCUGGGACCGUUCCGGGCUCGUCCCUGGGAUCAGCCCCCUCCUGCUGAUUCCCGGGAAUUCCAGAGCUGGGAUCGAGUCCGGGAUCAGCCCCAGAAUUUCAGCUGGGAUCAGCCCCGGGAUCAACCCUGGGGAAUCAGUCCCAGGAUCAGCCCUGGAAUUCUGGCCAGGAUCAGCCCUGGGCUGUGGCUGCUCCAUAGGGAGCGAGGGCAUGAAGGAAAAAGGGCCGGGACCCCCUGGGAAUCCUGGGAUUUCCAGGGGUUUCCCAGCUCCUGAGAACACUUUGGGGGAAUCCUGGGGUUUCCCGAUUCCAGUAGUUUUUAUUCUUACCUGCUCCUGAAGAUGUUUGGAAUAAAAUACAGCAGUUUAAGGGCAA